GCACCGGUCUCUCUCAGUCUUUGCUGUUGUUACUCGACGCCCCUCUGUUAUUGAAACGAGGGGGCUCUUUUUCCACUUCCGGUUUAUUGGCUAGCACUUCCGGGGCAAGGGUGGGAACCCUCAGAAAAGGCUGUUGAGGGGGUUUGGAAGUGACGCCUUUUCGUCACAAUUAAGAUUAGGAAGGCAGUUCAGUUCAUGAGCGGUGCUGAGGAAAACAUAUACUUUACAGCUCUCAACAUCUAACACAAAAAGGAGGAAUUCUGGAUCAAGCAGAAGCUGCCUCGACCAUUGAGGCGACGCUGAGGAUGGAAGGAGUUGAGCUGAAGGAGGAGUGGCAAGAUGAAGAUUUUCCAAGACCUCUACCAGAAGAUGAUCAUAUUGAAGAUUUGCCAGAUCCCUCUGGAACAGGGGACCAACCUGAAGUGAAUGGCAACAAAGUUAAGAAGAAACUUAUGGCUCCAAAUAUAAAUUUAACUCUGGAUCACAGUGAGGGAUCGAUUUUGUCUGACUUAGAUGACAGCAAAGAUAUCGAUCUGGAUGAUAUAGACACACCAUCUGAAAACAGUAAUGAAUUUGAAUGGGAAGAUGAUCUUCCAAAGCCCAAAACUACUGAUGUAAUUAGAAAAGGAUCGUUUUCAGAAUAUGCGGCAUCUGAUGAAAAAGAGGAGGAAAGGCGGUGGCGAAUGUUCCGGAUUGGAGAUCAAGAUCAUAGAGUAGACAUGAAGGCUAUUGAGCCCUAUAAGAAGGUUAUCAGUCAUGGAGGUUAUUAUGGUGAUGGAUUAAAUGCAAUUGUUGUGUUUGCAGUUUGCUUCAUGCCAGAAGGUGGUCAGCCAAACUACAGAUACUUAAUGGAUAAUUUGUUUAAAUAUGUUAUUGGCACGCUAGAACUGUUAGUUGCUGAAAACUAUAUGAUUGUUUAUCUAAAUGGUGCAACAACACGGCGGAAGAUGCCUAGUCUAGGAUGGCUCAGGAAGUGUUACCAGCAGAUUGAUAGGAGGUUAAGGAAAAACCUGAAAUCAUUAAUUAUAGUUCAUCCUUCCUGGUUCAUUAGGACGCUUCUGGCGAUCACAAAACCUUUUAUUAGCUCAAAAUUCAGCCAAAAAAUCAAGUAUGUCUUCACUUUGGCAGAGCUGGCUGAAAUCAUCCCCAUGGAAUACGUUGGCAUCCCUGAAUGCAUAAAACAGUAUGAAGAAGAAAAAUUUAAAAAGAAAGCCAAAAGAAUUGACCAGGAACUUAAUGGAAAACAGGAGCAGAAGACAGAACAGUAGAAUAUUUUUGUGUCUUUUUGAUUCGAGCCAAGACUGAAGAAUGUGCAGAAGGAAAUGACGUCUUGCUUAUCGAAAUCUAAUCCGAGCAGGAGAUCGGCUUCCGGACUUUUUGCCCAAUGGACUGUCUGCUGCUGAAUGGGUUUGCUAGCCCAGGCUAAAUGUUGACACUUAACUAGCUGCCUUUAUUAUAACUGUUUUAUAUUUCAAUGUUGCAAAGCGUCGUUAAGAGGCACUCAUUUUUUUUUAUCCUAAAUGAUGCUUAUUCAGUAAAUAUUUAUAUGCUUAAAUGUUAAGGAAAGAGAUAAUAUAUAUAUAUUUUUAUGACGUCUCAGAACAAUAUUUUAUAAGGUUUAUCUGCACCAAUCCUUGCAGGUAGACUAGGCCAUAAAUGACUGCUGUCAUUUAUUUGGUAAUAAAAAGUGCAUGACAAUUUCUUAUAAAUGGUCAGAUGCUUCUUGGCAAAUCGUAGAGACACCAUCUCAGUGAUUUGCUUUGCUAGUGAGAUAUUAUCAGCUAUGUUAUUGAAAUGUGAAGAUUUUUUGUUUUGCCAUUUCUUUGCCAUUUCCCAUAUUGGAUGUAUCUAACUCUUGGAUAUCCUGAUUUGGAGGCUGGGGGCAUGAGGAAUUUGGGGCACAAAAUAGACAGUUUGACCAGAGGGCUUUCAAUCUCUGAACAUUAAAGAAACAUAACCGUGCCAGCUCAGCUUUAAUAUUUGGCCAGCAGAAACCAUAAACAUGCCAAACAGCUAAUCUUUCAAUAGAGUGCUAAGAACGGUACAGCCAGAUAACCGCUGAAGAGUAGAUGCCAACCUUCCAGGCUGAAGGGCAGAAUCAUAUUUUGUAAGGCAUGCAGGCCUUUGGCUUGAAGUGACACCACCCUGUAUUUCCUCUCUUGAUAUUUCUUUUUAGGUUUGCAUGUCUGUUGGUUAAGGAAGGUUACGACACCAGAAUGUUGUUUGCAAUGUGUACUACAGGUUACAGAGGGGGAGCCUGUUCUCAAUGGCUCCCCUGUUUCUCCUGUAAAACCAAAGCAAUGCAAUAUGUGAUACUCCAGGCAUUGCUGGCCUUCAUUGCCCUAAGCAGCAUAGCUAAUGGAGAGGGAUUAUGGGAGCUGUAGUCCAAAAAAAGCUGAAGGGCCACAGUUGCCCUCCCCAGCUGUCAACUUUAGUUGUACCUGUAUACAUGGAGGAAAAAUAUAGCAGCACUGUUUUGUAGCCAGAAAGACUCAUUCGCCCUGCAGCGUUGAUCCAGCACCUUUCACAAGCACUAAAUUCACUUUAUAUGGUCUUUUUCCUUAGAGGAAUCUCGUUUUCAAAACUGCACGUCCACAAAGCGCUUUCACCCAUAUGUAAAAAUGGACUGCACAGGGUGGCCUGGCUCAUGGUUUGUCCAAGGUGGACAUGUAAACUCUGGAUUUGCCAUGUGCACUAAUUCCUAGGAAGACACUCAUCAAAGCAAUUGUCUGCAGCAGAGAUGUUAAAACAUUUUGCUGACCUGGGAAGAAACACCAUAUAUAUAUUCCCCCCCACUUGUUUUUAAUGUUUGUCUCACAUGUUGGUGGCACCAUCAAAUAUGCCUUCUCUAUCUCCAAUGUUUACUUUGAGAGGGAUGAAGAAUGAUGCCCAUAUGUUGGUUUAUAACCUAGUCAAUAAAUAGUGUUUUACA
Messenger RNA from Sceloporus undulatus (fence lizard), 2932 nucleotides. RefSeq names its product BCL2 interacting protein 2 (gene BNIP2). Gene Ontology annotation, biological process: apoptotic process. The record is from RefSeq and is a predicted model, not a curated record. The transcript has 11 exons. Gene Ontology annotation, cellular component: cytoplasm. NCBI's taxonomy places the organism in Eukaryota, Metazoa, Chordata, Lepidosauria, Squamata, Phrynosomatidae. Bases 306 to 1268 code for a protein of 320 amino acids.